AUGACGGAGGGGGAAAUGGACCCCGCACCGGAGGAUGACCCAAAUAGGGCACCCUCUCCCCUGGAGCAGAGAAUUCCACGGGAACCCCUCAGGCAAGAGGCCCCUGAGGAGAAUGUUUGCACCGUCAGCUACUCCUUUGUGUGGUGGGACUGGCCCAGGUGGGAAAGAGAAAUUGACUGGAUGGCCCUUAACGGAAUCAACCUCCCACUAGCGUUCACUGGCCAAGAAGCCCUGUGGCAAGAGGUUUUAACUCAGAAGAAGAGCUCUGAGGGCAGCGCUCAGACCUGUAAGCCUCUGAAUGAGCAGGUGGUUUCUGAGGAUAAUGUGGAAGUGUACCGGGCUCUGGGACUAAACCAGACCGAGAUUGAAGAGUUCUUCACUGGACCAGCGUUUCUUGCCUGGAACCGGAUGGCAAACAUGUACAAGUUUGGGGGGCCCCUGCCCCAGUCCUGGCAUGUCAACCAGCUGCGUCUGCAGUUCCAGAUUCUGGAGAGGAUGAGGGCGUUUGGGAUGAUCCCAGUGCUGCCAGCCUUCUCUGUGGAUUCUCAGGCCGUGUGGCUGAUGCAGGGCUGGCUGUUCUUCAGUGAUGCCAGAUUCUGGAGGCCUCCCCAGAUCCAGGCCCUUCUACACGGAGUGCCCCUAGGACGGAUGAUUGUGCUGGAUUUGUUUGCAGAGACCGAGCCCAUCUUCUCCUACACAGAAUCCUUUUAUGGGCAGCCCUUCAUUUGGUGUAUGCUCCACAACUUCGGGGGCAACAGUGGCUUCUAUGGCACAGUUGAAAGCAUCAACUCGGGACCCUUCAAAGCCCUGAAUUUCCCCAAUUCCACCCUGGUGGGCAUAGGAAUGACCCCGGAGGGCAUCGAGCAGAACCCUGUGAUCUACGAGCUCAUGAGCGAACUGGCCUGGCGCAAGGAGCCCGUCAACCUGGCCAAGUGGGCGUCUCUGUACGCGCUGCGGCGCUACGGCAGCACGCAGGAGGGGCUGGCGGCCGCCUGGAGGCUUCUGUUCAGCAGCGUCUACAACUGCACCCUGCCCCACUACCGCAACCACAACCACAGCCCCCUGGUGCGCCGGCCCUCCUUCCACCUCAACACGCAGACCUGGUACGACCCCGCGCAGCUGUUCCAGGCCUGGAGGCUGCUGGUGGAGGCGGCGCCCUCCGUGGCGUCCCAGGAGACCUUCCGGUACGACCUGGUGGACGUGACCCGGCAGGUCCUGCAGGAUCUGACCACCUCCUUUUACCAGGACAUCGCAGAUGCUUUCCAGAAGAAGAAAAUGCCGGAGCUGCUGACGGCGGGCGGCGUGCUGAUCUACGACCUGAUGCCGGAGCUCAGCCGCCUGCUCAACAGCAACCGCCACUUCCUGCUGGGGGCGUGGCUGGAGCGGGCGCGCUCCCUGGCGCUGGACGAGGCGGAGGCCCAGCUCUACGAGCUCAACGCCAGAAACCAGCUGACUCUGUGGGGCCCCAGUGGGGAGAUCCUGGACUAUGCCAGCAAAGAGUGGGGGGGUCUCAUGGAGGACUACUACGCGCAGCGCUGGGGGCUGUUUGUCCAGACGCUUGUGGAGUGUCUGGACAGUGGACUGCCCUUCAGUCAGGACAGCUUCAACCAGGCAGUCUCACAGGUGGAAAAGGGAUUCAUUUACAACAAGAGGAAGUACCCGGCCACGCCCCAGGGGGACACCUACCAGAUCGCCCACCGGAUCUUCCUCAAAUACUACCCUCAGGCCCUGAAGAGACUUCAGUGA
Molecule: messenger RNA, 1746 nt
Organism: Menidia menidia (Atlantic silverside)
Lineage: Eukaryota; Metazoa; Chordata; Actinopteri; Atheriniformes; Atherinopsidae
Source: the annotation of a GenBank genome assembly